Geodia barretti is the source of this 1520-nucleotide messenger RNA. Lineage: Eukaryota; Metazoa; Porifera; Demospongiae; Tetractinellida; Geodiidae. The record is from the annotation of a GenBank genome assembly.
AAGUGGGAUGGGCCGCACAAUUUCCUCUCUGCGGGUUUCUGGUUUCCUCCGCAUGCAUAAAUAAGCCGAUGGUCGCUCGCUGCAGAGUUUCUCAGGAAGAUAGAGAGCGGAGCGUUGCGUCCUGGCGAGAAACAUGGCCGGAGAAGGCGGAUCAGAUUUGGCAGCGCUAAAACAGGAGAAUUCCCAGCUAAGGUCAGCCAUUGCGGAACUGCAGAGUCGACUCAACCAAUGCGAGAGCGACAAACUACAGCUACAGACAAGUUACGAGCAAGCUCUGCAGGCACUGGCAGACAGUGAGGCAAGAAGAGAGACCUCAGACAAGGAGAUGAAACUGGCACAGAAUCAGAUGAGCUCCAUGUGGAAGCAGCUGGAAUCACUUCACAAGACCAUAGACGGCGGCUCCCAGGCUCCGCCCACGGGGACGUCACUCAUUAACGAGAGGUCUCUACAGCUGCACUGUACUCUCUGUCGUGAGAAAAUACGUGGUGUCGAUGGUUCAUCAGCCUCUAACAACAAGAGUCCCCCAGUUAGCCCUGACUCCUCCCCCCAGCCCGUCGCUAGGCAACAACGCAAAGGCAGCUGGCUCUUUGGAAGACGACAAAGGAUGCAGGAUCUGGAGGCCCAUUCCAAGACCUGCUCCAGUCCCCAGUCCAGUCCAAGCAAGACUCCUCGCUCCAGGAAACUCAUUGCUCCCAGUCCUGGUUCUGGUACCAGCCCCUCCCACAGGGAGCGUGGAAUGGGGACAGACUUCCUGAUAAUCAGCGUCACCAGAAGCCCUCCUGGUGCAACCGACCUUUCACCUUUCAAGAUCAUCACCAAAACAAAUCUCUCCCAAUUUCCGGCGAUGUCGUUCGAUGUGAACCGCUCACAAAUGGAUUUCCAGUGGCUCUACGAUGUCCUACAGGACGCCUGUCCAGAGAGGAUCGUCCCGCCGCUCAAACCCCCCAUUUCUCUCGACGCCACAAUCUCAGAGUUUCAACGCUUCCUCUCUCGCAUUUCCACUCACAAGGUCCUGCGGAGUCAUCACUUGUUUGUCGUGUUCCUCUGCGGAAAAUCAGAGGAGCUGAAGAGUGUGAAAGCGAAGUACCGUCCGUCUCGGUCAGGGGACCAGGUCCAGUACAAGCCUGCCGUUGGUAGAGACACAAACAGUGGUCCCUUGGUGGCCACGAAGGAGUACCUCACCACCCUGGAGCAGAACCUCCUGGGGCUGGCCAACCACCUCGAGCAGUCAGUGAGGAGGAAGACACACUCCGAGAGAACGGCUCACUGGUUCAGAGCAAUCAGUGAGAGUGAACCGGGAGACACGUACCUCAAGACGGCGUCCUCUGACCUCGCCAGGACCUGCGACACCAUGGAAACGAGUCACGGCGACUCUGAAGACACACUCCUCGUACACAACCUCCAGAGCAUUGCCGACUACGUCCGAGCCUGUCUGGUAUGUCAAUAUCUAGUAGAGCCCCUCCUCUAAUGACACUCCUGAAAUGAGGGCACCUGAUUUGUGAACACGUGACUUUCUGUUU